Molecule: messenger RNA, 1376 nt
Organism: Austrofundulus limnaeus
Lineage: Eukaryota; Metazoa; Chordata; Actinopteri; Cyprinodontiformes; Rivulidae
Product: paraneoplastic antigen Ma1 homolog
Source: RefSeq, a predicted model, not a curated record
ACCCGAAAACAAAACUGAUCCUGAAGUUGAAAGACUCAAGAAAGAACUUGGUGAACUCAAAGCUGAGAUGAACAGUCUGAGAGUGGCAACCGUUGCAACAGUGGUAGCUCAAACUGAAGCGAAAAUUCCCAAUGCUGACAGUGGAACCAAACACAAGUACAAAAAGCCAGCUUUUCAAAGAUCAACCCACAAAGAUCAACCUGGGAUUUUUGUUACAGAUGUGGAGAAGAUGGGCACUAUAUGAGAGAGUGUGAUGGAGUUGAAAACCUUGCUAAAGUCAACAAAAGGCUCAUUAAACUCACAAAGAAAUUGGGAAACUGCCCUGGGGCCCAGUAAAGGAACRGCCUGGCGUCCCAGAGGUAAAGACACGUUCCAAGAGCAUCAAGACAGAGGAAGCAGUAGAUGGCACUAUUCCAAAAGGCUUAGUUGGCCCAAGUUCUGCUGUACCAGUCCAGAUUGAAGGCAUCUACACAAAAGCUAUACUUGACACUGGCUCUCAAGUCACUUUACUCUACAGAUGCUUUUAUGACAGAUAUCUGACACACCUGCCAUUGACACCUAUUCGUGCUCUACAGAUAUGGGGUCUCAGUCCUGCUGAUUACCCGUACGAUGGCUAUUUGUCACUCAAGCUGGAGUUCAGGGAAGUUGAUGUUGUGUGAAAGAGUCAGUUGAUGCACUUGUACUCGUCUGUCCUGAUCCAGUUGUCAAGGAUGAUGCAGCUAUACUUGUUGGCACCAACACACUCACAGUAAGACGACUUUUAAAAACAAAGUUGGUGACAAAGAACCUGUCACAGACCCUGAAAUGUUGGACCAGGACAACCGAAAUGAUGACUACACGGACUCGGAGGAUGAAACAUUCUAUAUGCCAUGUGUCACACAAAGUAUCAUCAGAAAUGAUGUAACACCUGAACCAUUCAGCCUGGACCUUGAUAUGCUAUCUGAGGAUCAGACCAAAGCUUUGCAAGAGGAACAAAGUGCCAAUGACGAGACUAGACUUGACAUUUUUGACCAGUCUGGUGUGCAACAGACAUGACCUGCUGAGACAGAGACCCACAAUGUGAUACCCUUUAGUCCAGAGACUAACUCCCAAGACAACGUGGAGACUGAUACUGAGAUUAGAAGAUCUCAAAGACUUCGGAAACCUCCAUCUAGAUUUACUUAUGACACACCAGGUAGUCCUAGUAUUUACUCAGUGAAAUUUGUUUCUUGUUUCUAUAAAUGGAUAAGCUCCCCUAUCAUUCCGUAGUUAGUUUUUCUGCAAUGUUACCUACAAAGCCAUGAGGGCAUGUCUUAUUUUUGGUGGGGGGAGAGUGUAAUAACCUGAGUAUUUAAGGAAAUACUUGUGUUUAUUUGUUUACAAGAUGUGUUUGUUUU